GAGGGCGGGUGGACGGACGGACGGACGGACGCGCGCGCACUGGCGGCGGCUCGAGCGCCACAGAGAGCGAGACAGACAGACAGACUGACUGACUGACGGACUGACGGACGGGGAGAGAGGGAGUGAGAGAAUAGCGCCGUUGUUUGUCAGUCCCGACGGCGCGGAAGAGAGAGAGAGAGAGGAGGAGGAGGAGACUGAGGAGAAAGAGCGAGAGAGAGAGCGAGAGAGAGAGAGAUGGAUCGACGGGGAGCCGUCAGCAGCUGCUGCCGCCGCCGCCGCCACCGCCGGUUUUCUGUGGUGUUUUGAGUGAAGGAACCUGAGGAGACGGACGGACGGACGGACGGCGCGCGGUCAAGUCAAAGUCAGUUCAGAGCAACUUUGUGGAUGAUGGAAGCAACACUUGCUCUACAAUAUUGAAUUAGUAUGUGCAUAUACUUUGAAUUUAUGGAUAUGACAGGAUGAAACGCCACAGACACUUGAGCAGCAGUGACAGUUCAGACAAUGAAAGUCCUUCAACUUCGUGGUCCUCCCACUACAAGUACAGGAACGACCAACAUCCCUCAAAACGUGAGAAGAAGAAAUCUGCUGAGGUAUUCAGGAAGGAUCUCAUCAGUGCAAUGAAGAUUCCAGACUCCCACCAUGUGAACCAGGAUGAGUUCUACCUCUUGGCUGAUCAAUGGAAACAGGAAUGGGAAAAGGGAGUUCAGGUUCCUGCCAGCCCAGAAACUAUCCCAGAUCCAUCAGUCAGAGUGAUUGUGGAAAAAGGGAAGGAGACUUUGUUUACCAAACCCCGGAAAUAUAUCCGCUAUUCUACCUUGGAAACCUCAGACCCUGGAUAUGUUAACAUCCUGGAACUUGCAGACACUAUGUGCCGUUAUGACUUGGAUAACGUGGACAUUUACUGGUUACAGGCACUAAAUGAAGAACUAAAGGAAAUGGGAUGUGCUUUGAUUGAUGAAUACACUAUGGAAAGAACUAUAGAAGCAUUAGAACGCCAGUGCUACGAAAACAUGAACCAUGCCAUAGAGACAGAGGAAGGACUGGGAAUCGAGUAUGAUGAAGAUGUCAUCUGUGAUGUAUGCCGCUCUCCUGACAGUGAGGAGGGCAACGAGAUGGUCUUCUGCGAUAGGUGUAAUAUCUGUGUCCAUCAAGCUUGCUAUGGAAUUCUGAAAGUGCCUGAAGGCAGCUGGUUGUGUCGAACUUGUGUACUAGGAAUUUAUCCACAGUGUCUCUUGUGCCCGAAGCAAGGUGGUGCAAUGAAAGCCACACGUGCUGGGACCAAGUGGGCACACGUCAGCUGUGCCUUGUGGAUACCUGAGGUCAGUAUUGCCUGCCCCGAAAGAAUGGAACCAAUCACAAAGGUGUCUCACAUUCCACCAAGCCGAUGGUCGUUAGUCUGCAGCCUUUGUAAACUGAAGACCGGUGCCUGCAUUCAGUGCUCAGUGAAGAGCUGCAUCACAGCCUUUCACGUCACUUGUGCUUUCGAACACAGUCUGGAGAUGAAGACUAUUCUAGAUGAUGGGGAUGAGGUGAAGUUCAAAUCCUACUGCCUGAAGCACAGUAAGCACAGACAAACUCAGGACGGUGAAUCCGAGCAGAAUGUCAAGAUCAGUGAGCAGAAGCACAAACAGACGGAGACGGAAAAGAAAGGCUUGCGUGCCCAGAAGCUUCAGGAACUGGAGGAAGAGUUUUACACUUUAGUCAAAGUGGCCUAUGUGGCCAAUGAACUACAUCUUUCGGAGCGGGUGGUGGAUCAUAUUUUUGAGUACUGGAAGUUGAAGCGAAAAAGCAAUUUCAACAAACCGCUGCUGCCCCCGAGAGAGGACGAGGAGAAUUGCACAGGCCAGCAGAAGGAAGACCGCAUCCAUUCCCGAAUGAAGAUGUUUAUGCAUCUUCGACAAGAUUUGGAGAGGGUGAGAAAUCUAUGCUACAUGGUGAGCAGGAGAGAGAAACUGAAACUGUCUCAGAGCAAAGUGCAGGAACAGCUCUUCAACCUGCAUGUUCAACAAAUUGCUGCGGGACUACCUAUGUCAUUCCCACUGGAAGGAUUGUUAUUCCACAAUCCUCCUAGAAUCACAAUCAAAUUGAAAGCGCAAAAGCAAACAGGAAAUGACGCCAGUCACUCUCCUGCUGCCAGCAAUGGGCCACGUUCUGAUAAACGCAGUGUGUACAGUAAGAACAAUUUGUCAACGUCACAACACAACCCCAGACUCAGUGAAAGGAAGUUACAGUCUCAUCACUGGUCGAAACACGAGGACAGGAGCAAUGGGCUGUUACUGACUGGGAGCCACCACAGGCAGAAUGUUCCAGCUGGUGGUUCCGUGAUACCUCCUGAAUGUCAUCAAGCGCAGUCCUCUGGCAAGCCGUCGGCACUUCAUAUACCACUCCGCGGAAAAUCAUCCAACUCUAACGGAAAGUCGCGAGACAGUAACCCAGGGCUUCUGAAAUCAAAUGGUCUCAUGGGCAGAACUGGUGUUGUCAUUCAAAGAGACAACUCCAGCCAAACCUCCUGUGACAAAGUGACUACUCUUGCCAGCCAUUUUGCCAACCAGGAGACUUUCCAAAAAUCUAAAGUGGGAGAGUUUGGCCAACCUGGCAAAGACAGGUUGGAUGGUUUAGUGAGGACUUCAGAAGAUUUCCGAAACUCUGAAAAGUCUUUGAGGAGGGGGUCGACCAAGGACCGCUUGUGGAGCAAGCAGCUCUCUGAACACCAAGCCGCGGCUGCUUACCACGAUAAUGACGGAUAUUGUCCUGAUGUUGAGUUGAGCGAUUCAGAGACUGAAGCCGACGUGAGGCAAGAGCGGAGCAGGCUAAGAAAAAGAAGCUCUGAUGAGGAAAGCCUGAACCGUGACUACGGGAGAGACUCUAGGACACAACAACAAAGCAAGGACAGCAGAACUAGAAUAAACAUGCUUUGCCACAUCAGUUCAGUACAAAGGUGAUCAAUACUUGAAUGAACACUGUGCUAUCACAAUUGAGCCAAUAUUGCUAAAUUUUUAUAGCUCUGUAUGGGUAGAAAACAUUUUGAACACGAUGUGGGUUGCACUCCAGAGAUAUUUGCCCCGUGAUUAGAGUUGAAUGAUAAGUUUGUUUCUAUCACGAUUUUUAAAAGAUGUGAGUUUUACUUUAAAGUGAAUGCCUUAUAGUGGGCUGGGCAUUCUCAAACAACUGAACCUAUUGAAGAAACCUUUAAUCAUUUUUCUUGAUGACUGUUUGCCAUCGUUUCAUUAUUUCCAGUACGUUUUCAACCCAAACCAGCUGUAUUCAAAGUUUUCGAUAACCUUGCGAGGGAAAAUGUGUUGUUUCAGCUGUUAAUUGCCCAUAAAAAGUGUAUUGUUUUCCCCAAACUGAAAGCACUUGACUUGGUUUCAAAAUGGCGCAAUUGCAAUUGAUUUAAAAUUAAUUAGACAACAGCAUAGAAAUUGAAAAGUACGUGAAGAGUUCUGUAUUGACAGCCACUCUUGUUUCUUUAUUGUGCUAUAUAAAAUCCUUAUUUUUCUGCCUUAUAGACCAAUAUAAACCUUAACUGAGAGUUCUCAUUAAUUAAAUUCUGCAUCUCAAUCUUCUCCCACUUUGAUUUUUUUUUCUCUCCCUCCUCCGCCCCCCCCCCACUACCACCCUACAUCCAAUAGGAGGCAGGUCUCCUGUAGUUGCGUGAAUAUUUCUUUUGUAAUUAUGUCGAGUUUUGACUACAUUUCAGUUUUCUUCUGCUUCUAUAUGUAAUUCCCCACAUAGUCGGGUGUGAUGUUUGAGUUAGCUGGGGAUGGAAUAAUCUCAUUGUCAUAUAGAAAAGAGGGAUCAUUCUGUGCUGCUGUAACAGGAGAGGAAACAACUUUAUUUUGACUUNAAAAAAAGUUUAUGCCGCCCCUUUUAGUGUGAGAAUAAGGUGGUACAUUAUUACCAGUUCUUGCCCCAACCCGCAAAUGCGCCCAUUUCCCAUUGCCACAUCUCUUAACUUUAACUACACAAGUGUUACCUCAAAUCAAGUUUUCUAUGAUUUUUAUACUAUUUAAUGUCAUCCGAUAGCCUUCAAUCUUAUUAUUUGUUCGUCUCUUUGCAGGGUUUUUUUGUGCAGGCAAAGGUUACCGCAGUUUUGUUUCCGGGUAUUACAUUGCAGCAAAAGGAUCGUGGUCUCUACUGGCCCUCUCAAAGGAGGGAGAGUGAGAUUUACAUUUAACUCUUUUCUGCCAGGAGUAAACUGCGUUGUACUGUAACGCAACCCAAAGCUGACAAUUUACCAAAACAAAUCAAUAUAAUUAAAUUCAAGAUGAUGAGGAACACAACGGCAAAUAUGCUUAAGUCUCAUUUGGUGCUUUAUAUUUACGUUUCAGGCGGCAGUGAAUUUGCACAAGCUACUACAUACUGGAGAGGAGAUACGCUGUGUUACUUUCCCUCCCCAGCUCACCCUCUUCUCAUGUGCUGCGGGAUCGCUUUCAGUUUGGGAAAGCAAUUUUAAUCCACAGCUAUACUGACAUACAAAUGCAUUUGUAGCCUAAGCAUUCAAAAGCCGCUUGUGUUUUCCUGACGUCUUUGUCUACGAACAAUUGUUGGGCGGAAAUGCGGAUAGGGACAGGAAAAUCUCCUUGGUCUCCCUGGGCUAUCCUCUCAGCUUCACCUGGAACUAAAAUCUUCAUCUCUUUUCCCACCCCCCCCCUCAGCCCAAAGUCAUUUUUUUCUUUGUCAUUGCAUCUUUCCAUUUUGUCUUGCGUUUAACAUAUUUUGUGAGGAUGUUUUCCGGGCCCCCUUUUCUCCCCAAAUUCUAGCUGUAGUUUUGUAUUAUGCACAUUUCCCAGGACAAAGUACCAAAAACAGCCAUUUAUUUAUACUUUUUUUGGGGGUGGGGGCAGGUGGAGCAAGGAACUUAUUGUUGCAAAGCCUUUGCCACAGAAGUAGUUUAAUACUGUUCCCCUUGUCUCUGGCAAUUACUAUGCACAAAGUGCUAUCACCAAUCAUUUCUGCAGCAGCUAACACCAAGUUUUAUGUCUUGCCUUCAUUAGGAGUGUCAUUUUUUUGUUAAAAAAUUAUUAUUGAAAAAUAAAUAAUAAUAAUUUAGUCACUCAAUCCAUGACUGUUUGUGGGACGCUGCUGUGCACAAUUGGCUGCUGCGUUUCACUCAUAAAAUAUACGGUCAAUUCACUUUACAGUAUAUUCUGUGAAGUGCUUUGAGACGUCUCGAAGACGUGAUAAGGCGCUAUAUCAAACAAAACAAUUAUUAUUAUGAUUUGAAGGAGCCCGAAAAUUGUUACUGCUGUGUUGCUGCACGGAUCAUUCUGGAGAAGGGGUACAGGUUGUCCUUGAGACGUGUAUGAUGAUGAUUCAUGUGUUCAAAUUCACUGAUAAUUGUCUUUAAAGUAUGAAUUCUUAUUUGUUACCUAAACUUUUGUGUUGAUGUACUUCAGUUGUUUUAUAUAUUGAACUUUCUGGAGUUUUGUCACAGACAUUUUUUUCCAGGAUAUCCUCUUUUACAGGUAGUUUUCCGAUUAUUAAAAAAAUAUAUAAAAUGCA
Messenger RNA from Callorhinchus milii (elephant shark), 5505 nucleotides. RefSeq names its product jade family PHD finger 3 (gene jade3). The coding region runs from base 459 to 2942 and encodes 827 amino acids. The record is from RefSeq and is a predicted model, not a curated record. Gene Ontology annotation, biological process: regulation of transcription by RNA polymerase II. Lineage: Eukaryota; Metazoa; Chordata; Chondrichthyes; Chimaeriformes; Callorhinchidae. Gene Ontology annotation, cellular component: histone acetyltransferase complex. The transcript is spliced from 12 exons.